AUAUAAAAUUCGAGAAUCAGUUUGUGGCAAAAACUGGUCCAUGUGAGAUCAUAGUUUUUAACUUCAAACAUUAGUCAAGAUUAUUCAUGAUUAAAUAACAAAAUACAGAUUUACAUAUUUGCAUAAAAUGAUCAUUUGAGGUCAAAAAUAACCUCUGUAUCAAGUGAUAAUUGAUUAACUCGGAAUUUCCAAUUAAGUCAUUCACUAAUCAGACUUAUCUAGAAGCAAUAUGAUACAGACUAGCAUUAUCUACAAUUUAAAUACGAACGUUUGAAGCUAGAAAUCGUUAGUGUGAUGCCAUAAUCAAUUAACUCUUACUUAUGAUCAAAUAGCAAUGAAGGUUAUUCGUAAAGAAGUAACAAGCUGAAGAUUACCAUUUCUAUGUAAAAUUUGAAUCUAACUGUUUAUACGCUACAAAUAAGCGUGAGGCCAUUUUUAUUACCUUACAAGAUGUAUUGGUGCAACUUAAAAAUUUCUGCAACCUUGAUAAUGAUCAACGUUUUUUUAUACAAUCUGAAUAUACCUUUUGAGGUUGCAAAUAAUAGAUAACUUGCAUGAGGUCAAUAUUCCGUAGUAGUACUCUGUCGUCCUCUACUCAGAAUUUUCUUUAAUUCCUUUUUCUUUCAAUUAAAUUAAAUGUAUGAUGCUAGACAACGAUGACCUUCACAAGAUAAAGAAUAAAGAUUUUAUCUAAAGUUAGGAUAUGACAGCUUGAGGUCAUAAAUAAUCAACAUGAGGCCAUAAAUAACCAACAUGAGACCAUAUUAUUCCACAAAGUUCAUUUUUGUAAUACUAAAGGUAAUUAGAAUUUUCUUUCAGUUACUCGAUCAAAUGAUGCCAGAGUACGGCGACCUUCACAAGAUACAAAUUAACGAUUCUACUGAAAAUUACGAUAUGUUCACUUUAGGCCAUAAAUAACCAACAUGAGGCUAUACUGUUGUACCAAUUAAUUUGUAUAAUACCAAAGCUGGUUAGAAUUUUCCUUCAGUUAUUAGAAUAAAUUAAAUUCCUAAUACCUGACAACAAUGACCUUCACAAGGUAGAAUGUAACGGUUUUAUCUAAAAUUAGGAUACAAUAUUUUGAGACCAUAAGUACCCAACAUGAGGCCAUGCUAUUUUACACAAUUAAUUUGCAUAGCGCCGAUUAGAAUCUUUUAGUUAUUAGAAUAAAUUAAAUUCAUGAUGCCAGGCAACAAUGACCUUCACAAGAUAGAAAGUAAUGGUUUUAUCUAAAAUUAGGAUAUGAUAUGAAGCCAUAAAUACCCAACAUGAGGCCACACUAUUUUACAAAAUUAAACUGUAAAAUAUUAAAGCUAGAAUUUUCUUCCAGUUGAACUCAAUUUUUGAUGCCGGACAACAGUGUUCCUCAUAAGAUUAACGAUUAUAUCCAAAGUUUUAAUAUGACUGGAGACAACAACCUACAUGAGGCCAAACCAUCUCACCAAAUUAAGAUAACAUUAAGGUUACGUAGAAUUAAUUCGUUAUUUUAUGAAACUAAAGUAUGAUGCCGGUUCCCGAUGGCCGCCCACAAGGUUCCCGUUAAUUUUAACCGAACAUAACGAGGUAAAACUUGAAAUUUAUGCUUUUAUCCUCGUGCCGAAGAAAUCUUGAACGUGCACGCAAGGUUCUGGUAAAACUAAAAUAAUUAUAAAUCAGAGUUGUUAAAUCAAUUUGUGACUAAGGUCACAAGCAAAGAAGAGUCUAGAUGAGUCCUUGUAACACAGGGUGGGAUGAGUCUCUGUCAUGGUGGGGACUAUUUCUAUAUAAUCGUCAGCGAGGUGCCCGUCUCUCCAUAAUCCUAUCAGUGACCACGUUUCUUUAAACGACAACCUCUUCGUUCACCUCCAGUGUUUAUUAAGAGAAAGGCGAGAGAAGCGUGUGAGACAAGAUGAUUUUGGUGCCUCUGGCCGUGGUGUUUUUCACGGCGCUCGUGAAUGCUCAACCGGCAAUAAAUGAAAUUCGGCCGCAAUCUAAUCGACCAGGAAGAUUUCUUUCUCUUCCCAUACCGCAGAAGUGUGCGAACCGACCAAAGGAAUUCAACUAUAGAGGUCACAACUAUUUCUACAGUGGACAUGUUCCAGCUCAUGCUAAUCAGAGGGUGGAUUGGUUAGACGCAAGGAACAUCUGCAGAGAAUAUUGCAUGGAUCUUAUAUCAAUGGAGACCCAAGAUGAGAACAACUUAAUCUACAGACUUAUUCAACAAAAUGAUGUUCCCUACAUUUGGACAUCCGGACGUCUCUGUGACUUCAAAGGCUGUGAGAAUCGCCGUGACCUCGAACCCAAAGCCAUUUACGGCUGGUUCUGGUCCGCAAACAGGAAGAAGAUGGCGCCAACCCACCAGGUACCCGAAGGUUGGAGCUUCAAUCCAUGGUCUCAAACCGGACACAAGAAAGUCAGACAACCGGACAAUGCUGAAUUCGACAUAAACGGCACCAACGAGUCCUGCAUGUCUGUUUUGAACAACGUGUACAAGGAUGGAAUUAGCUGGCACGACGUAGCCUGCUACCAUCAGAAACCUUUCGUCUGCGAAGAUUCUGAAGAACUUUUGAGCUACGUGGCCAAUACCAAUCCUGGCUUACGUCUGUGAAGACAUCAUAGAUAAAUCUCUGCGUCAUCGGCACUUGUCCUAUCUAUUUCUGUUGCAGUUUAGACGAGACGCGAGUCAAACAAGCAAAAAUAAGCUGAUCUAAAUUUGUUCCUAUUAAGUGCAGAUACGAGAAUAAAAUGAUGUUUUUAUAAUGUUUAGUCAAAAUAAUUAAGUCGAUAAAAAAUUUGUAUGUUAUGAGAUAUUUGUAACAAAACUAUCGAUUAAUCAGUAUUAUUGGAACGUGUCUCGUCGGCUGCGCUCUACCUGCACUCAUUCCUCACAAAAAGAACAUAACAAUAUUUUCAACGUCGUGUUUAAUUCGCAGUUAAAUCCAGUAAUCAACGAUGUAAUCAUAUUUAUUAGUAGACGUUUGGAAAAUAGAUUCUGUACAUUUUUUAAUAAACUUUAACUUUAG
Molecule: messenger RNA, 3002 nt
Organism: Megachile rotundata (alfalfa leafcutting bee)
Lineage: Eukaryota; Metazoa; Arthropoda; Insecta; Hymenoptera; Megachilidae
Gene: slf
Product: C-type lectin domain-containing protein slf
Source: RefSeq, a predicted model, not a curated record